Ipomoea triloba (trilobed morning glory) is the source of this 579-nucleotide messenger RNA. RefSeq lists its product as uncharacterized. The record is from RefSeq and is a predicted model, not a curated record. The coding region runs from base 1 to 579 and encodes 192 amino acids. The transcript has a single exon. Lineage: Eukaryota; Viridiplantae; Streptophyta; Magnoliopsida; Solanales; Convolvulaceae.
AUGGCCGCUUCAUUUUCUCCUAGUAUAAUGGAUGCGCCCCUCCCAAGAGAUUUUAGGUUGCCCACUAUCAAGGCCUACACCGGGACUUCUGACCCGCGUGUCCACAUGACAAGGUACAAGGCAGCCAUGGUAAUGACCGGGGUAGGCAACGCCAUAAUGUGCAGAGCGUUUUUGUCCACUUUGGACGAAACCGCCCAAGAUUGGUUCAACACGAUAUCGGAUGGUUCGAUCCAGAACUUUGCGGGGUUGUCCAAACAUUUCUUGACUUAUUUCUUCCGGCAUAUACAACACAAGAAACUAUUUUCACAUCUCUACGAAGUAAAGCAGGGCAGGGGCGAAAGCUUAAGAAAUUUCUUAAGCAAAUGGAAGACAGAAGUCAACAAUGUGUGCGACUUCGAUUCUAAAGCGGCAAUCCUCAUGUUCAUCCAGGCAUUGAGGUUAGGAAAUUUUCAUAAACAACUGAACACUCACCAUCCACGCUCCUAUGAGAAGCUAAUGAGGAUAGCAAACUGCUAUGCCGAGGUCGAGGAGGCUGAUAGAAAGAAGAAAGAUGAGGAAGAGGGCAGGAGGAGUGGGUGA